GCUGUUAUGUCACACAACACACACACACACACACACACAUUAUCAGUGGUAUAAAACAGCCAUUUUCCCAUAUUUUGUGUUGAAGAUUCAUCUUACUGCGAAUUUUCUGAUCUUCUAAUCUCAUUGUUGCUACUGAACUCCAGAAAAUACUGAAAACAGAAUCUGACAGAAAGAGAAAACAGUAUUCUCAGGUUGUUUUCAGCAUCUGCUCUUAACUAGAUCUACUAGAUCAUCUGAGAGAUUCGACUGAAUCAAGAUGCUGCUGAUCAUUGAAGCUCUUCUUCUCAUUUUAGCUGCUCUAGGACAGGAUCAUAGAGCACCUGCUGCCACAAGAAAGAUUUACACAUUGGAUAUGGCACCAAAUUCUGUUGAUGACCAACAUAACGGCUGCAGAGCGAAAAUGGGAUAUUUGGUGACAACAAAAUUUCUGCGGAAGGAAAUCAAAAAAUCUACUGCAUUUAAAAAGACUUGGCUUCGUGGUGAAUAUAAAGUCAAGGAUCCAGAGGAUAAUUUGAAAGUGAUUCAUUCAGUAGCAAUUUAUGUGUACACUAGCAAAAAUUUUGUUGUAUAUCGAAAGUUCAACAACGCUGUCCGUAGUGAGAAACAAAAGUACAAAGACGGUACAUUCUCAUGGUAUUCACUUUACUUUUUGUUAACAGAUGCAACACAGAUUCUGAAGAAAACACAACCUAAAUGCUAUUUAACAUAUCGUGGUACUAGAGUUAAAUUUGCUAAGGAUGUUGUGAACAAAGAGAUUCGUUUCGGCUCAUUUACAUCCUCCUCUUUUGAUAAAGCAGUAGCAAGGCGUUUCAGACCUAGAUCUUGUUUUGAAAUUGAAACUUGUAAAGGUGUUAAUGUGAUAAAAUACUCUAAGUAUCCUAAACAGAAAGAGGUGUUGAUUCCUCCGUAUGAGAAGUUUAAAGUCACUGCUGUCAAGACGAAAGGGCAGAAAGGAGCCUGGUGUGACACUGUGUUCAUUCUGGAAAGCACUGGAACAGUAAGUUACCUGAACUGUGUUGUUGAUGUAAAACUAGUUAAAGACAGGGCCAAACUUUAAAUCUUCGUCCACCAUGUUUCUUCAAAGUAAAGAUCUACUAUUAUAUAUGAUUAUUUGAUUAUUAUUUGAUUGAACUGUCAUAAAACUUAUAAUCUAAUGUUUCAACUUUGUCUUCUUUAGAUAAACUCUGUAGGCUAUGGGAAAUCUGAGUAGGCAAAAAAAAACUCUAUUCUAUUUACAUGAAGUAAUUAUAUGAAAGCAUCAUCUAAAACACACUCUCUAUGCAACUGACUAUGCAUUCUCUAUGUAACUCUUGUAAUAAAUACAUAAAACUUUAUUUUUAUAAGGAUCCUAAACAAUUAAAUAUGUUGAAUGAUAAUGCGUCUCUUCAAACUUAUAUUUGUUUUUUUUGUUUUUUUUUUUGACAAAAUGAUAUCAAUAGUUUUAUUUAUUUAUUUUACUGACUGUGAAAAAAAAAAAAAUACCUGCUACAACUUUAAAGUUUGUGUUUGGUUAAAGCACCACCCACUGGUCAAAGUGUAUACAUGACUUCAGACAUUUAAAGUGGUAGUUCUCCCCCCAAAUUAAUUUAAUUAAUAUAUAUGAAUGAAUAAUAGAAAUAUAUUUUAUAUAACUCAGCGAAUUGUCUCAAAGACCUGAUGGAUUUAUAUAUAUAUAUAUAUAAUCAGGUCUUUGAGGGAGGCAAUUCGCUGAGUUUACGUUCAUAAUUGUGAAGCAAUCCUGUUCAAACCCCAGAUAGAAUUUGUUUUCUUUAUUUUAUAAAAGCACAACGUUUUGUUUAAAUUCUGAAUGCAGACAAAUUUGAACUAGCCCCUUUACAGUUUAGAAUGAAGUAUUAUUCUUACAUUUACGAAAAAAAUGACUGUGUAUUUAGUUGUUUUCUUUUAUAAAUUUACUUUAUACAAAAAAAAAAAAAAAACUUUUCCAUUAGAUACAAAACUAAACUAUUUGACAAACAUGAUUAUAAAAAAGUUGGGACACAUUUCAAAUUAGACAAAAAAGGAAUGGAAAAAUGUACACAUUUGACAAAAUGAUCAACAAAAUGAUCAACCUUAAUAUUAAGUAUUAAAUAUAAGCUGUUUAAUUGUCUGUUCAUUUAUAUGAGGUUUGCUAAUUCUGCAGCUUCAAGUAAAUAACAUAUCUAAACAUGAAGCGGAGGCGUUUUCCCUGGGCCAAGGCUCAUUUAAAAUGGACUAUGGCAAAUUGGAAAACUGUUCUGUGGCCAGACGAAUGUCACGAAUCAAAAUUUGAAGUUCUUUUUAGGAAACUCGAAGCCAUGUCAUCCGUACUAAAGAGGACAAGAACAAACAUGUUGUUAUUAGUACUCAGUUCAGAAGCCUGCAUCUCUGAUGGUGUGGGGUUGCAUGAGUGCGUGUGUCAUGGGCAGCUUACACAUCUGGAAAGGCACCAUCAAUGCUAAAAGAUAUAUCCAAGUUCUAGAACAACAUAUGCUCCACAUCCAGACGUCGUCUCUUUCAGGGAAGACCUUGCAUUUUCCAACAUGACAAUGCCAGACCACAUACUGCAUCAAUUACAACAUCAUGGCUGCAUAGAAUAAGGAACCGGGUACUGAAAUGGUCCAGAUCUUUCACCCAUAGAAAACAUUUGGUGCAUCAUAAAGAGGAAGAUUCGACAAAGAAGAACAAAGACAGUUGAGCAACAAGAAGCCUGUAUUAGACAAGAAUGGGACAACAUUCCUAUUCCUGAACUUGAGCAACUUUUCUCCUCAGUCCCCAGAAGUUUGCAGACUGUUAUAAAAAGAAGAGGGGAUGGCACACAGUGAUAAACAUGGCCGAGUCCCAACUUUUUUUAAGAUGUGUUGUUGAUGCCAUGAAAUUUAAAAUCAACCUUUUUUCCCUUAAAAUUAUUAUUUUUCUCAGUUUAAACAUUUGAUAUGUAAUCUAUAUUGUAUUCUGAAUAAAGUAUUGAA
Messenger RNA from Carassius gibelio (silver crucian carp), 2948 nucleotides. Its product is annotated as NAD(P)(+)--arginine ADP-ribosyltransferase 2-like. The transcript is spliced from 3 exons. Gene Ontology annotation, molecular function: NAD+-protein-arginine ADP-ribosyltransferase activity; NAD+ poly-ADP-ribosyltransferase activity. The record is from RefSeq and is a predicted model, not a curated record. The coding region runs from base 257 to 1057 and encodes 266 amino acids. Lineage: Eukaryota; Metazoa; Chordata; Actinopteri; Cypriniformes; Cyprinidae.